Molecule: messenger RNA, 1474 nt
Organism: Cyphomyrmex costatus
Lineage: Eukaryota; Metazoa; Arthropoda; Insecta; Hymenoptera; Formicidae
Product: acyl-CoA Delta(11) desaturase
Exons: 5
Coding region: 1-1062 (353 amino acids)
Biological process (GO): unsaturated fatty acid biosynthetic process
Cellular component (GO): endoplasmic reticulum membrane
Molecular function (GO): iron ion binding; stearoyl-CoA 9-desaturase activity
Source: RefSeq, a predicted model, not a curated record
AUGGCGCCGAAUAUAACAAGCACACCGACGGGAGUGCUAUUUGAAGGUGAAACUCUUGGCGAGACGCAACUAAUUGAAGAGCUCAAGGAAAAACCUAAAUAUGUUAGGCGCAUCGUUUGGAGAAACGUGAUGAUUUUCUCGUUUCUACAUCUCGGCGCCCUUUACGGAAUUUACCUCACAUUCACAUCCGCUAAAUUAGCAACCGUCAUUUUUGCAAUUUUUCUGUAUCAACUCAGUGGUUUGGGAAUCACAGCCGGAGCUCACCGACUCUGGGCACACCGAUCCUACAAAGCCAAGUGGCCUCUCCAGCUGAUACUCAUGAUUAUGAAUACUAUAGCGUUCCAGGAUGCAGCGAUCGACUGGGCCAGAGAUCACAGGGUUCAUCACAAAUACAGCGAAACCGACGCUGAUCCGCAUAACGCAAGAAGAGGUUUCUUCUUUUCGCACGUUGGUUGGCUGCUCUGUAGGAAACAUCCGGAAGUUAAGAAAAAGGGCAAGGGUAUCGAUUUAAGUGAUCUUGAGAGCGAUCCCAUAUUGGCAUUCCAAAAAAAAUAUUAUACCAUACUGAUGCCAUUGAUGUGCUUCAUUCUGCCAACUGUUAUUCCGGUCGUGUGUUGGAACGAAACCUGGACAAAUGCUUACUUUAUUCCUACCAUCCUCCGUUAUAUCUUUACAUUGAACAUGACAUGGUUAGUGAACUCUGCGGCUCAUCUCUUCGGCAACAAACCCUACGACAAGUAUAUCAAUCCAUCAGAGAACAAAAGUGUUGCCAUAUUCGCCCUCGGUGAAGGUUGGCACAAUUACCAUCACGUCUUUCCUUGGGAUUACAAGACGGCCGAGUUUGGCAAUUACAGGGUCAAUUUUACGACGGCCUUCAUCGAUUUCUUCGCGAAGAUCGGCUGGGCAUACGAUUUAAAGAGCGUAUCUGAGGAUAUGGUGAGGAAACGAGUAGAGAGGACAGGCGAUGGCAGCCACGAGUUAUGGGGUUGGGGUGAUAAAGAUCAAACGCAGGAAGAAAGAGACGAAGCGAUAGUAACGCACCAUCACACAAAGGAUCAGUAGGAUCCUACGAGUGUAUGUGCAAGACUGUCGAUUAAGUAAGACUUUCUUCGCAUUCGUUCACUACGGUCACGAAUUGAUUCGUUUGGACAAAUUUCAUAAAAAAUAUAUGUAUAUUUGUGUCGGCCUUCCCCAGGACUUACGUCUCGACCGUCGCGCAUCUCGUCGGUUCCGACAUGUCGUUGCAUAAUUAUUUGGCGGGUUCCAUAUAAUACAGAUUUGGAAGGCUCGACAGGAUUUUUAUAAUGUCGAUGGUGUUCUGGAUUGCGCACGCGAUGUACUCGCUCGAUAAACUUUUUUACCUCCUUUUCUCUCUCAGCUAUAGAAAUUGAUAUACAGAAUUAUCUUCCGAAUUAUACUAUGUAGUUAUUGAACAGUUUGUAUUAUUCAUACAAUUUUUAAUUCAUAAUCGUAA